AUGGCGCCAUCGAGAUUCAGACUGCGCUUCCCGCGCCCAAAGACGUUUCUGGGCUGCAUCAGCCUCCAGACUGGUACUGAGGUCAUUUCCUUGAUUCUCCUCUUCAAUAGGCUCACCGGCCUUUACGGUCUCCUCGCCGUCCUUACGGGCUACGAGCUGUCGGUAACUCAGCUGUCCAUGUACCUCUACUCGCUCGGCGUGAUUGUGCUCCUGGCCAUGUUCAUGCCCCACAUCCGCAAGCAGAGCCCCUUUGAGAACCUCAGCCUCGCAUGGCUCUACAUCAUCGACACGAUCCUCAACGUCGCCUACACCACCUUCUUCGCCGUCAACUGGUAUGUCAACAGUACGGCUCUCGAUAAGCAUCCGGGCAGCGCUGGCACCCCCGCGGGCGCCGAGAUCGCCGAGACGGCCCUUGCAAACGGCGCUCCCGUCGUCCCUGAUGUGCCCAAGACGACGAAGCACAUCGGCCCGCAGGAGUCGUGGAUGAGUCUGGGACUCAUCUGCUCCGUGACGUUGGUGCGCGUCUACUUUGCGCUGGUGGUCAUGUCCUUUGCGCAGCAGGUGCUGCAGCGGUAUAAUGAGAUGGGUUGGGAGGAGGAGGGCCGCAAGAAGGGCCCUGACGGCCCGUUUUCACAGGGCGAGCCCGGUGGCGAGGGAUCUCGCGGUCGCCUGGGUCGCGUGAUGCUAGCGCUCGGUCGCGGCUACUGGAUGAGCGAGAGACCGCAGGAUGAAUGGGCGAGCACGGUGAACGCCAAAUUCCGACACGCCGGGGUUUAA
Molecule: messenger RNA, 777 nt
Organism: Colletotrichum graminicola M1.001
Lineage: Eukaryota; Fungi; Ascomycota; Sordariomycetes; Glomerellales; Glomerellaceae
Exons: 2
Coding region: 1-777 (258 amino acids)
Biological process (GO): inositol phosphoceramide metabolic process
Cellular component (GO): Golgi membrane; inositol phosphoceramide synthase complex
Molecular function (GO): inositol phosphoceramide synthase regulator activity
Source: RefSeq, a predicted model, not a curated record